ACACAUAUCACGCCGGAUACAAGCAGAUGAUCACAUUUUCAUCCGGCUGACCCCGCCUCUGGUGAAUGCAGGGGCGCUCCAUGUGACGCUGGGCUGUAACAAAAAUCCAGUAUGGCGGAAUCUGUCAGGAGAUGAUUUUUUUCGUCUCCCUGUGCGCUGAGAAAAAAUCCCGGAGUCUUGACAUGGGAGCGAUAUAAACCCCCUGAGGGACACAUGUUGGGAAGACUGGCCUCCUCUUGGCCGGUGUAGGUGAGCUGUUGGUGCUAAUCGGAGUAGCCAAAUCAUUAUGCUAAUGGAGAUUGGCUGCUGCUGGCGGACGUCUGCUACCUGUUUCCUGUAUGAUCGUGUGGUGUUGGAUCAGCCUGAGCACUCUUACACAUUUGAGGUCACACUCCCAGACAUCCACAGUUUUGGAAGGGUAACAGCCCUCCUCAUAAAUUACACCUGCACCUGAACACAUCCACUCACAUUUAUUCUGCAAUAGACACAUAAACUGUGCCAGGUGCUUUCUAGUUGUGCUGUGUGGACACCCACCUGACUGACCUGUCAGCGAUGACAUCACACAGUCACCAAGAGGGAAUCCUGGGAAAGGAGCAGCCUCUCGAGGUUCUCAAGACAUCUGCGCUCAACCACAUCCCAACAGUGGACAUCAACUCUGCGCUGCCCAUCCGUCUCCCUCCAGCCGCCAUUCCAAUGGAUCUGCGCGUGGACCAUCACCAGCAGCAGCAGCAGCAGCAGGUAUCCUCACUAUCCCCUCCCGCCCAGCAGUCACCUGGACCCCUCGGAGGAACGGGCCAGGCCGGCGGGGGUGUGGUGGCGGCUUCGGUGCGUGAGCAGCAGCUGCAGCAGGAGCUCCUGACCCUGAAGCAGAAGCAGCAGAUCCAGCGGCAGAUCCUCAUCGCAGAGUUCCAGCGGCAACAUGAGCAGCUGUCCCGUCAGCAUGAGGCCCAACUCCAGGAGCACAUUAAGCAGCAACAGGAGCUCCUGGCUUUAAAGCACCAGCAGGAGCUGCUGGAGCACCAGAGGAAGAUGGAGAACCACCGUCUGGAGCAGGAACUGGAGAAGCAGCAGAGGGAGCAGAAGCUGCAGCUACUCAAGAACAAGGAGAGGGGGCAAGAGAGUGCUGUGGCCAGCACUGAGGUAAAAAUGCGUCUCCAAGAGUUUGUCCUAAACAAAAAGAAGGCCCUGGCUCAACGUAGCCUGAACCAAGGAGGCCUCCCCAACGAUGCUCCAUACUGGUACCGCAAAACGCAGCAUAGCUCUCUGGACCAAAGCUCACCUCCACAGACUGGUCUGUCCACCUACAACCACCCUGUGCUGGGUGUCUACAACCCCAGAGACGACUUCCCACUGAGAAAGACUGCCUCAGAGCCCAACCUGAAGCUGCGCUCCCGGCUGAAGCAGAAAGUCAGCGAGCGUCGGAGCAGUCCGCUGCUUCGCCGUCGAGACAGCCCCAUCAGCACCGCUAAGAAACGCUCACUCGACAUGGCAGACUCUGCAUGCAGCAGUGCCCCCGGCUCCGGCCCAAGCUCCCCGAACAACAGCUCCAACAAUAUCCCCAAUGAGAACGGCAUCACUGUGUCUGUCUCCAACAGCACGGAGGCGUCUCUGGCCCAGAGGCUGUGCAGCGCUGGCGAGCAGGGCUCCAUUAACCAGCUGUCUCUCUACACUUCACCAUCCUUACCCAACAUCACCCUGGGGCUGCCCGCCACUGCCACAGCCACUGCCGCCUCCAAUGUUACAUCGGCUCAGCAGGAUGGAGGUCUGCAGCCAGCCCUUUCCCUUAGUCCCCCUUUCCUCUCUGGCGGCCACUUGACCCCCUAUCUUGCAGAAGCUGGAGCAGGAGCCAGCGGGCACAGUUCGCACAGCCCCUUGCUCCAACACAUGGUGCUAAUAGAGCAAAGUCCGGCGCAGAGCCCUCUGGUGACAGGUGUAAGUGGCCUGUCUAUGUCCUCAGCAGCAUCCAUGGCCAAGUUGCAGAGGCAGCACCGUCCCCUUGGUAGAACUCAGUCAGCCCCACUCCCUCAGGGGAGCGCUGCCCAGGCACAUGCCCAGGCUCUGGCCCUGCAGCAGCUGGUGGUCCAGCAGCAGCACCAGCAGUUCCUGGAGAAGCACAAGCAGCAGUUCCAGCAGCAGCAGCUUCAUCUCAACAAGAUGAUCACCAAGCCCAGCGAGUCACCUGUGGCCCGGCAGCACCAGAGCCAUCCCGAGGAGACGGAGGAAGAGCUAAGAGAGCACCAGGAUGGGGGAGCUCUUCCGCCGGGGGUCACUAUCAAGCAGGAGCCCCCCGAUCCACAGGAGCUGCAGGAGGAGGCACUGCAGCAGCACAGGGAGAGGGAGAGGCAGGCCGAGCAGGAGCUGCUCUUUCGACAGCAGGCUCUCUUGCUGGAGCAGCAGCGGAUUCACCAGCUGAGGAAUUAUCAGGCUUCGAUGGAGGCUGCCGGUUUGUCCAUCUCCUUCCCUGGACACCGCCCCCUAUCCAGGGCACAGUCAUCUCCGGCCUCAGCUUCCUCCUUUCCGAUCAGCGUCACCACGUCCGAUCCGCCUGUCAAGCCUCGCUUCACCACAGGCCUGGUGUACGACUCUCUGAUGCAGAAGCACCAGUGUAUGUGUGGAAACACUAACAGCCAUCCGGAGCACGCCGGGCGCAUUCAGAGCAUUUGGUCCCGGCUGCAGGAGACCGGGCUCAGAGCACAGUGUGAGUGCAUCCGUGGGAGGAAGGCCACUUUAGAGGAGCUUCAGACAGUUCACUCUGAAGCCCAUGUGCUACUCUAUGGAACCAACCCACUUCGACAGAAACUUGAUUGUUCAAUCACUCCAAUGUUUGUACGGCUACCGUGUGGAGGAGUUGGAGUGGACAGCGACACCAUUUGGAAUGAGGUCCACUCCUCCAGCGCUGCUCGCCUUGCUGUCGGCUCCGUAGUGGAGCUUGUUUUCAAAGUGGCUACUGGAGAGCUGAAGAACGGCUUCGCAGUGGUUCGCCCCCCUGGACACCACGCAGAGGAAAGCACUCCCAUGGGUUUCUGCUACUUUAACUCGGUGGCCAUUGCAGCCAAACUGUUGCAGCAGAGACUCAGCGUCAACAAGAUCCUCAUCGUGGACUGGGAUGUUCACCAUGGCAACGGCACCCAGCAAGCAUUUUACGACGACCCUAAUGUCCUUUAUAUGUCUAUUCAUCGCUAUGACGAUGGCAACUUUUUUCCAGGAAGUGGAGCACCUGACGAGGUGGGCAGUGGACCUGGAGUCGGGUUCAAUGUCAAUGUUGCAUUCACCGGAGGCCUCGACCCACCUAUGGGAGAUGCAGACUACCUGGCUGCCUUCAGGUCCGUGGUGAUGCCAAUAGCCAAUGAGUUUGCUCCGGACAUCGUGCUGGUCUCCUCUGGCUUCGACGCUGUGGAGGGACACCCUCCACCGCUGGGUGGCUACACUCUGACGUCCAAAUGUUUUGGCUAUUUGACUAGAGAGCUGAUGACCCUUGCAGGAGGCCGGGUGGUCCUAGCACUGGAGGGAGGGCACGACCUCACCGCCAUCUGCGAUGCCUCUGAGGCCUGUGUGGCCGCCCUGCUCGGACAGGAGCUGGACCCGCUCCCAAAGGCCGUCCUCGAGCAGAGGCCCAACCCCAACGCUGUUCGCUCGCUGGAGAAAGUUAUAGAGACUCACAGUAAGUACUGGCGCUCUGUGCAUCGCUACUCUUCGCGGUUGGGGCUCUCCCUGUUGGAGGCCAAACGAGGAGACUCCGAGGAGGCAGAGGCCGUCAGCGCCAUGGCCUCUCUGUCCGUGGCCAACACCAACGCCAUGGAUCAAAGCAGGCCAGAGGAUGAGCCCAUGGAGGAAGAGGCACCGCUGUAACGGAGGCGGCCGUGAGGGUGUCGCAGUGUUACCAUUGACCUCUCCGGAGAAGAGUCUCGACUGAUCCCUUCAUUUAGUCCCCCUAACCCCACUCACCACGUCAGUCACCUUGAUUGGCGGCCCCUCGGCCAAAAACGAGGGAGAGGGGGUGGGCUCAGCCUCAGAGUAGGGAGCCAAUCAGAAGACAGAGGACUGAACUGGAAAAAGAAAAUUAAAACAUAACAGCGUUGCUUGGCAGUACUCGCUCAGAGACUCUUUUUUUUCAGUCUUCGCAACCCUCCUCGUUAGCCCACAGCGGCUAACUGAGUGAUCACAGCAGUGGGCGAGUGUCUUUGGAGCGGGGGCGAGAUCAGGUCUCAUCAUGUGCAGAAACAUACGGUGCUUUACGCAGCUGCCCUCUGACCACAUUCAGUAUGGACACCAGGGACAGCAGACGACCCCCAGCUGUCUGAAAGCAGCUCGGGGAUUCUCUUUUUUCUUUUCUUAACUUCUUUCCCUACAAAACAGGGGCAUCGCGGAGACUGAGAUAACAUUUUACCAGCCGCGUUCACUGUGGAUUCUGGUUGGUUUGAGGAGAUUUUUUUUUAAAGAUUUGACGGCGAGACUGUCGCCUCACCCAGAGAAGCCUGUCGUUGGAGGUUGACGAGUGAGAGGAGUGCCUUGGUGAGGGUCCACUUGAUUUCAGGAUUGUUCAGGAAAAGAUUGCCUUAAGUUAAAAGAUUUUCUCCCCCCCGAGGAACCUGUGCGAGGGAGGGAGGGAAGGGAGAUGGAGAUCGCAAGAACGACAAAAAGCAAACAAUCUUUCAGCAUGUUUACUUGGAACGUGAUGAAGACAGCAUUUAUGUCUCUCACAGCCUCUCUUGAAGAGUUACUUUACUUUUUGGAUGGAUCUAUUUUUCUGUAAAAAACAAAAAAAAAGACAAAGAAAGACAGAAAGAAAACGCUUUGUAAAGGUAGUUGCCAGCUUCAGUAGAAAAAAAGGUGCAAACAUGGAGAAAUUCAAACAAGGAUUUUGACUGCAAAUUCUCAAACAGGUUUUAGCCUUUAAUGUAGCUUCCCUUUAACCGAGGUCAUGGCUUUCGACACAUUAAAGCAUGCAUCUGAGCAGAGGCCUGACUUUACCGCAAGAUUUCUUUGAAUGUUAUCCAAAAGAGAAAGCCAAGCAAGAAAAGCCAAAGCAUGAGUUUGCAUUUACAGUUUCUCUCCUCUUUGCUGACGGCUCGACAAACAUUUCACGUAUUGGUCCUUUAAGAGAAGGCUCCCAAUACCCAGUUAAGUGUUUACUGAUUUAAUCCGUCGCAGAUCAGGUAGGCAUUUCUUUACAUGUGCUGAUCAAGCUCUCAUGCUUUGCCAGUUGGCAACUACCUUAGUGUGAGCUAAACAUUAGUCAUGUAUAUUGAAUUGAAUAUAUUUUGACAGGCAGUAAUGGAGUAUUGUCGGUUUGUAUCUACAUGUAUGAUUUCUGCAUCAAGUUGUCAAUUUACAAUAUCAGAAAUGUGUUUGGUAAGCGUGUCCACUUUUUAUUUUUUAUUGUAUAAGAUUAUUUUUCUAACUUUUUUUUUUUCAUCCAUAGAUUUUGUUCUGUGUUUUUAUCCGUUUUCAGGAUAGUUAUAGGGCUGCCAUUCACGUACGUAGUGCUGUUGUCAUUUCUUGUUCAAGACUUCUUUCUUUCUUGUAUUUAUCACAAACAAGGAGCAACACUUUAUUUCUUUCUACGGCUCCCUCAGCCUUUCUGCAUUUUCAUCAACUUAUGUAUUUAUAACAUGUACUGUUUAUAGGAGAUUUGUAUAUGGAAAAUUUAUAAAUUUACUCUAACUAAUGACAGCUAUGAUAUUGUGAGCAAAAAACAGUAUGGCAUAUGAUGCUACUCCAUGAACUUAAAAAGAAAAAGCAGCAUAUUUAACUCGUCAUCGACUGCACUGUUUUUCCAAGUUGCCCUUGAGUGAGUCAUUACACGGCACUGCAAUCAACUUAACACAUUUGAUCACUUUGUUGCCUAAUCAAUACAUUCUCCUCCUGUGCAUGGGUGAUAUGCACUUACCUUUCGACUGUGACAACAUCAUCCAUGAAGAGGUUUCCAAGCCGUUUUGAUGUAGCUGGCUGAGUUUUCUGCAGCAGGAAAAGAAGACGAGGACAUGGAUGUCAGGAAAGUGGUAUUUUGAGCCAGCUUGGGAUGAAUGAAAAAACAUCAGCCAAUCAUGUUGCACUCUCACGUCUGACAUCUGUUUUCUUUUUUUUUUUUUCCUGCUGGAAUCCAACUGAUCUCACACUACGACUUUAUUGCUCAAAUUAACCCCCAUGUGUCAACAGCUUUGUUAAAUUAGUGACUAUCAUGUUUAUUUUAAGUUGAUAUCAUUUUAUAAACUUGUACAAUUUGAGGUUGAGUUGAUAUUUUUCAUGUCUUAACAAAACAUUCCACUUGUUACUUGUUUGAUUUGGCUUUAUUUUUAGAGGUGAAUUUGAGGUUCUUUUGUAGAAACUUUAUUACUUUUUUCUUUUUUUCGCUGUCUGCUCGCGCAAACUUUAACUCUUUGCAUGGUUUGUGAGUCAGCAUGCCUGCUUGUCUAUGUAACAAAAAAAAAAAAGUAUUUGCACAAUAGAAGAAGAACACUGGAGGACUUUAAAAUAUAACCUCCCCCAAAUGCACCACGUGGGAAGGUUUUUCUUCCUCUCUGGUGGGCAAACAGUUAAAAAGACUUUGUCCAAAUGACUCCCGGAGAAGCAUUUGAUAUUUUGACUAUCCAAUAAGUGAUUUUAACACGAUUCAGCACUUACAACAUGUAUGGACUGUGUUUGAGAGGGAUGUGCUCUGCCAAACCUUUGCUACAGUCACACCUUAAAAAAAAAAAGAAAACUCUCCCAAAGAAUGUUGCUCUUUCAAAGAUUUUUUUCAGCUACAGCGGAUCAGAAAUGAUGGGUAUUGUCUGAGAAACGGUUUGGGAUUUUUUUUUUUUUUAAUUUUAAAAAAGGGCAUCAUUGAUUGAUUGUCACAUCCACCUUGGCCAGUUCUAUAUAUAUAUAUAUAUAUAAAACCACUGUGGCUCAAGAGCGAUUCUUGGUUUACAUGUAAAUGGAUAAAAAAGUUAUUUUUAUUUGUUGUUUGUCUCUAUUGAUGAAAAAUGUUAUCUUUCUUUGGGACCUACGCUUUGGACAUUUCAUCUCUUAAUCAUCUAUAGAAUAUAUUUCUGAAAAAUA
Molecule: messenger RNA, 7044 nt
Organism: Melanotaenia boesemani (Boeseman's rainbowfish)
Lineage: Eukaryota; Metazoa; Chordata; Actinopteri; Atheriniformes; Melanotaeniidae
Product: histone deacetylase 4-like
Exons: 27
Coding region: 553-3849 (1098 amino acids)
Biological process (GO): negative regulation of transcription by RNA polymerase II; chromatin organization
Cellular component (GO): histone deacetylase complex
Molecular function (GO): histone deacetylase activity
Source: RefSeq, a predicted model, not a curated record